GGGUAGGGGAGGGUUUGCCAGGGGGUCACAGACCCCAAACCAGGUAAUUGAGGGGCACGCUUUAAGCACUGUCUGACCAGUCAGAUUCUCGUUGGUCCUGCUAGACCUCCCCACCCUUUUUUCAGGUCACUUUAAGCACAGGAUAAACCUUUGUUUUGUGAAAUCCGCACUGGCCAAAUCCCCGGGUUCAAAAAUCAUGGUUCAGGCCUGAAAAAUCAUGACUUUAAACCAUUAUGCUCAGUGGUUUGAGCAUUGGCCUACUAAACCCAGGGUUGUGAGUUCAAUCCUUGAGGGGGCCAUUUAGGGGUCUGGGGCAAAAAUUUGGAAUUGGUCCUGCUUUGAGCAGGGGGUUGGACUAGAUGAUCUCCUGAGGUCCCUUCCAACCUGGAUAUUCUAUGAUUCUAUGAUUAUUUGGAGGUUCUUUUAUUUGCCUCCUUUUGGCAUCCUGUUUCCCAGCUCUUCUCUGCAAUCCUCAGGACUAGAAAUGUACCUUUAAAAAAAAAAAAAAAAAAAAAAGCUGAGUCUCCCAUAAUAACAGGACUCCAGAAGCUUGGGCUUUAAGAAAACCACCAAAUAUCAUGAUGCCUGGGACAAAAUUGCAGGAGCUGAUAAUGCCAUAAAAAUCCCCUCAAAAUGCCAAUAAAGGAAAGGUGGUGGGUACAAAAAAUGUAACACCAUUUGGGUUUUUCACAGUGGGGCUUCCUGAAAAAAUAUGUUGCCGGAAGGAGAGUAAUAAGAGUUCCAAAAUCGCCGCUUCUCCUCAGAGUUUUUCCUAAUAUUUAGCCUCAAUCUCUUUUGCUGCACUCAAGUCCUUUCCCUUUAACUUCCCGUUCCCAUGCUUUUAAAGUUUCGGCCUGGCAAAGAGAAACAGGGUUGGGAGGCGGGCACAGACCCUGACCUCCUUCCCCCCACGGAUCCAUUUCAUAGCUUGAAGCCAGCAGAGACCAUUAGAUCAUCCAGUCUGGCCCCUUUAUUUCACCCAGUUCCCCCACCUACUCUAGGGGUUAGGUGCAGAAGGGUGGGACAGGCGCACUGGCCACUGCAUGGGGUGGUCAGUUUGGCCCUAGAAGUGUUUUCACCCUUUUAAAGGCUUAAACCCAUAGAGAUCCUCCAGCUCUCCCGGUGCGGGGCGGGAGGGGGGAUUUAAUGCAGCAAGGACCUUCCUGUUGCCUGAAUCCUGGCGGUGUCUGAUCUCUGCUGCCUGGGUCCCCCAGCUCCAGGGGGGACGCCGCUCUGCCCGGAGAGCCCAAGAGACUCAAGCAACCCCCCAGCAGGAGCGGUGGUGUGUUCCUAAUCCUGACACCCUCUCUCGCAUGGAAGAACCCUGUGUCUCAACUCUCCGGGACCCCAGCAAAUGGCUGAAUCCAAGAGGUGCCUGCAAAGAUCACCAGAUCCUGAGCCAAACUGAGGAGGAGACCCCACAGUGGGAAGGCACUGGGAAAGCAGAGAGAACUGGAGGGGACGUCUCACAGCAGAUCCAGCCUGGGGCAGGGGGAAACCCUGUGGAGCAGGAUCACCAUGCCUCCGCCACCGCACUGGGGGCCGGGGAAAACUCCACAGAGCGGGAUCUCCAAGAUGUCACCACCAGGAGACCUGGAGGGGACAUCUCCCAGCAGAGCUUGUGUGGGGCUGGGGAAAACCCCACUGAGCGGGAUCUCCUAGACCCACUGGCAUCCCGGCGUCCCAGCGCCUGUGCCGACUGCGGGAAAACCUUCAGCCUGAGCUCGAAUUUGCUGCGUCACCGUCGUGCCCACCUGGGUCAGAAGCCCUACCGGUGCGUUGAAUGCGGCAAGGCCUUCGCCCAGAGCCAGCACCUCCUGGCCCACCAGCGGGUCCACACGGGCGAGCGUCCCUUCCUCUGCACCCAGUGCGGGAAGAGCUUCUCCCAGAGCCAGCACCUGCGCACCCACCGGCAGACCCACGGGGGCCAGCGGCCCCACCAGUGCCCCGAGUGCGGGCAGAGCUUCAGCCAGACCUCCAACCUCCUCAAACACCGCCGGGGCCACCUGGGCCACAAGCCUUUCCAGUGCGCCCAGUGCGGCAAAGGGUUCGGGGAGAGCUCCACCCUGAUCCGCCACCAGCGCACCCACACCGGCGAGCGGCCCUACCGCUGCCCGGCCUGUGGCAAGGCCUUCAGCCAGAGCUCCAACCUCCUCAAGCACCAGCGCACCCACACCGGCGAGCGGCCCUACCGCUGCGAGCAGUGCGGCAAGGCCUUCGGCAAGAGCUCCGCCGCCAUCCUGCACCAGCGCACCCACACCGGCGAGCGGCCCUACCCCUGCCCCCAGUGCGGCAAGCGCUUCAGCCAGCGCCCCCACCUGGCCGCCCACUGCCGCGUCCACACCGGCGAGAAGCCCUUCGCCUGCCCCCAGUGCGGCCGCAUCUUCAGCCAGAGCGCCACCCUGAGCCGGCACCGCCGCACGCACCGGCAGGAGGGGGAGCUGGCAGGGGAGGUGCCCCGGCCGGGAGGAGACAGGGGGGGCGGAGAAGGAGGCGCCGUGCGAGAGCAGUGCGCGGCGGGGGGAGCGCGUGGCCGAGGAGCACCGAUACGGCUACUCCGGCCUGUGACAUACUUGGACUGCGGAAACAGCGUCACAGAUGUAAAGACCGGGCGCUAGCUCAAAGCUCAAGUAACCAUACCUCCAACUGGUGGUAUUUCCAUCACAGUAGGCUCCAGAACAUGGUGGGCGUUGUACAGAUUUUUUUCCCCCCCUUCUCUUCUCUUGUGUUAUUUCUUGACUUACUUCCUAUCCUCAGGGAUUGUUUUCUUCUUUGGGAGAGAAGCGAGAAUGGCAGAACUAAAGACUUCCCAGUGCUAGUGGAUGGCGGGGGAAUUGAACCUGGGACUUAUGUAUCUUGACGCGUGGGCCUGCACUGUCCGAGCUAAAAGAGCAUCUUCACUCAGCCAAGGCUGUUAUGUGCUGAUAUAACCUCCCAGCUACCUCGAGAAGGAACCAGCACACAGCUCUGAGUGUGGGUUAAAUCAGCUUCUCUUCUAAGCGUUGAUUUAAAGCAGCAGGCCACAUGGACUUAAACAGAAAGACUGCGUGAG
Molecule: messenger RNA, 3052 nt
Organism: Caretta caretta (loggerhead turtle)
Lineage: Eukaryota; Metazoa; Chordata; Testudines; Cheloniidae
Source: RefSeq, a predicted model, not a curated record